CGUGAAACGCGCUUCAGUAGCUCAGGAGCGCUUCUCAGAGGCUUCCAAGGCGCAUGUUUGCUCUCUGUGAUGUAAUACACAUAUGGCAACUAUUUCCCAUGCUUCACUGCAUGUUUGCUUCGGAUGGAGCCCACUCUGCAUCUCUAAAAUCUGGCUGAAAGGAACCGUGGGUCUUGUCACGGACUCUACAGACACGGGAGCAGGUUUUGAGAGAGACUGGCUGGAUCGAGAAGGGAGCUGAAGCGUCGACGUUUAAUCAAUUAUGCUCUGUUCGUGGUGCUGAAAUCCCCUGCUCUCUCUCUCCCGCUCUCUCUCUAUCUCUCUCUCUCUCUCAUCCGUCCGUCCGUUCCUCCCUCUCUCUCCCUUUCACUCCCUCCCUGGUACCCUCUCACACGCUCAAAAUCCUCUGUCAUGGCGUCUUCCAACAAUGUUACCCCCACCAACUGUAGCUGGUGGCCCAUCUCUGCCAUGGACGAAGAUGGCAAAGACACAGACGGAGAGGAAAACCAAGAGCCUACAAUAGAGCCCAAGCCCUUCUCCAAAGAUAGGCUCGUCUUAUAUCACUGGACGCAGUCCUUCAGCUCUCAAAAGGUGCGUCUGGUGAUUAAUGAGAAGGGUUUGCUGUGUGAGGAGAGGGACGUCAGUCUACCACUAGCUGAACACAAGGAGCCCUGGUUCAUGAGGCUGAACCUGGGCGAGGAGGUGCCUGUCUUCAUCCACGGUGACACCAUCGUCAGCGACUACAACCAGAUCAUCGACUACUUAGAAGCCAACUUUGGGGGAGAGACGGUGGCCCGGCUGAUCCCAGACGCAGACACCCCUAUGCACGAGCGUGUUCAGCAGUACCGCCAUCUACUGGACGGGCUACCCAUGGACGACUACACACACGGUUGUAUCCUGCACCCUGAACUAACCGCAGACUCCAUGAUCCCAAAGUACGCCACAGCUGAGAUUCGCAGACACCUAGCUAAUGCCGCAUCAGAGCUGAUGAAGCUGGAUCAUGAGGAGCCACAGCUGACAGAGCCAUACCUGUCCAAACAAAAGAAACUCAUGGCAAAGAUCAUGGACCAUGACAAUGUGAACUUCCUGAAGAAGAUUCUGGGUGAACUGACGAUGGUACUAGACCAGGUAGAAGCUGAACUUGAGAAGAGAAAAUUAGAAUAUGAAGGUCAGAGGUGUGAGCUGUGGCUGUGCGGACCGGACUUCACACUGGCAGACGUGUACUUGGGAGCCACACUGCACCGCCUCAAGUUCUUGGGACUCUCUAAGAAAUACUGGGAGGACGGGAGCCGACCCAACAUCCAGUCGUUUUUUGAACGCGUGCAGAAACGCUACGCUUUCCGGAAGGUUCUGGGAGACAUCCACACCACCCUCCUGUCAGCGGUUCUACCCAACGCCUUCCGCAUGGUCAAAAAGAAGCCACCCUCUUUCUUCGGGGCGUCCUUCCUAAUGGGCUCACUCGGGGGUAUGGGUUACUUUGCCUACUGGUUUUUAAAAAAGAAAUACAUGUAGUGAAUGCCCCCCUUCCCCUUGUCUUUAGUGUCUGUGGAAUUUGUGUGAUGUUUCCAAUUUUUUCUGUAGCUUUGUUUUAUGACAGCAGGAAUAUAAGAGUCUGUGCAGAGAACAACACCAAUACUCACAAGAGAAAUAAGAACAUUCCAAGGCAGGGAGUUCUUCCUCUGACAGCACGUUUUCAGUUUAUUGAUGCCUUCAUCCUGGUUUCUUUCAGGAGUUUAUUGGUGAUUCAUUAGUUUUUUUUUAUGUUGGUGUUUCAUUUGUUUCUGCAUCUCUCUGGAGGCAUGCUUGAGGCCUUUGGCCAUUUUGUCAAAAUAUCGCCAAGAAAAAUAUUCAUAACUGUCUUAUUGAUUUAGCUCAGUUUUGUUGAGAUUCAUUUAUGACUUAAUAACACCAUAUUGCAGUUUAGUUUCCUUAAUGCCAAUCAUGGCAUUCACCUUUAAGCCCAGUAGCCCUGUCGAUCUUGCGCGUUUCCUUCAAAAACCUGAGACUCUCUCUGAAUUGUCUCCUGUUGCCAAAUACUGCCAAAAUAAAUAACGACCUUUACAUUAAUACUACACAUUGGUUGACCGAGAGAAAAAGAAUCCAGUCAUUGCCAUUUAAAGAAAUGAUACUAGACAACUGAAAAUGUUAGGCGACAUGAUGUACAUCGACUGAAAUCAAAUCCAUUUAAUCAUCACUCCCUCCAUGUAGGACUGCACAAGUAGACACACUAGACCUCAUAUUUACUCACUGAUGGGACUUGCUCCUGCAUUGCAUUGCAUGAUUUGGCUGCCUUGGUCCAUCAUCCAGUCAUGUAUCUGUGAGAUGAUUGGCCAGGCAGGUGUGAUAGUGAUUUUAUGGUGAUUGUAACUAGGUUAGGUUCAAGACAUACAGGGGAAUCUGGAUAAAAGAAUGAACUGGUGUAUGAGAGCUCUCUUCACAAAAUCCCUUUACAUUGGUUGGAUAUGUGUUUAACAUAAAGAGGAGUGAUCUCAAGUGUGUAUGAAACAUCUGUGUAUGACAAAACUAUGACAGUCCCUCCAGGAUUUUGUGAUCUUGCAUAUUCACAAAUUCAAGGAUUUCCCACAAUUGUUAUUUGUGGAAUUUCUGCAUUAUUUGCGAUUGAGUUAAUUUAACUCAAAGUCACCGCAAUUUUAAGCGCACUUUUUGAGAAUUUUCACAGCAAAUUCAGUUACUUCUGGCUGCAAUACAACAGCCCAAGAUCCUGGUGGGAUCACAUUUUUAGGAAUUGUCGCAGUAAAUUGAAAAAAAAGUGAAAAUCACCGCAAUUUUUGGCCACAACAAUCAAAACAAACCCUUGCGAGAUCCUGAAGGGACUGCUUUGAACAAAUGGUGAUCUCUGUGUGUGUGUGUGUGCUGGCAAGAGUGCUGCUGAUUUGUGUGUGAACUUGCUUUGUUGUCUGCUGAGAUUUCACCUUCUCCUGGUCUCAUGUAUCCUGUCACUCUUGUCCCUCAGGAUGAGGGGUGUGAUGUUUGAACUGAGUUAGGCCCUUUUUGCUUAGGUGAGGGUGGUGAAGUGUUUAUGUUCAGGUGAGUGUGUUGUCUGUGUUCAUGUGAUUGAGCCGUGUGGCACAAUAAGGACACCAUAGGGUCGGCCCUCUACCACGACUAGCAGUGUGAUGUAUAGUUUUUAUCUCAUGGAACACUGCAGCUCUACCCAAUGGCAAUAAUGACAAACAAGUGGUAGAUCCUAAUUUAUGCUUGGAACGAAGACUGUAUAUAUCAGUGUUGAUGUGAUUGGUGUAGCUAAGCAUGACUGCAGACAAAUAUCUCCACCCUUCAUCUGUUACUCUGGCCUACUCCUCUCACUUCCUGCAGGUCUGUGUUUGCCGUGGCUGAUAAACGGAAAUACUCCAGCUUCAGAUCUUAAGCAUCUAAAAUGGGUUACCUUAAGAAGGUCAAACUGGUGUAGGCGAGCAAUGGGUCAGUUGGGCAGGUUCGAGUUUUCUUUUUCCAGAAGGGGACUGUGAACGGUGUUUAACCAAAGAUAAUCAUCAGUGUCUCAUGUUCACCUACACAUGCUGUCAUCUGCAUCUAUUCCUAUGGUCUCCUUGCACAAGAUAUUUACAUUCACAUUUUUGUCCUUUUCAUGUUUGCAAGUAUGUAUGUGAUGUUAUGUAUUUGUGUCUUUUUGUUUUGAAAAUUGACCUUCAAUAUAUUUUUAUCUUCAGCUGUUUGGAAGCAUUCAUUCAAAAGCCAAUCAUUUUCAACCACUAACCAUACAUCAGUCACCGAGCUCAUAAUAUCCAGGUCUCAAUGUCUGUCUGUGAUGGUGAUCCUCCUAUGAAACUGGUAUACAUAAUCUACAGGUUCACUAGAAAGUAGAAUCAGCACCGGAAUGUAACUUGCAGAAGUGUCCUCCACCUCAGAGUAUAGAACAGUAUAGAAAGCCAGUGGGAACAUUACACUCUCUCAGAGCCCUUUGUCACACUUCCCAGCAUCCCACACUCCCUGUCUGUACUUGCAAUCCUCUUUUUGUGUUUACUUUGGGGGAAAACUGUGGGUCCUGGUCCACUUUCAAGUCAUGACUUAUACAAACCUAGAGGCAAAUUAGCUAUUUGAGGGACGAUUUGUGGCCAUUUAAGUUCACAAUAGAUUAUUUUCGAUUUUGUAUUUUUUAUUUUUAUAUUUAUAAAUAUGCAUUUAUUUAAGGUGCUCUUAAAAAUGUUUGUUCAUAAGCCUUAAUUUGUUCAGUUGCCAUCAAUGAGAAAUAAAUUAAAAUGCUUAACAGAACAACCUGAGUAGCUGUACUCAUUCU
Clupea harengus (Atlantic herring) is the source of this 4276-nucleotide messenger RNA. RefSeq names its product ganglioside induced differentiation associated protein 1 like 1 (gene gdap1l1). Lineage: Eukaryota; Metazoa; Chordata; Actinopteri; Clupeiformes; Clupeidae. The record is from RefSeq and is a predicted model, not a curated record.